UUGUCACCACUUCCUGGUGUGACUGCUGGGUAGAACGCAUUUGCUGCUGCAUCAAAGAUGGGACAUUCUCGGCACAUAUUUGGUUCUGUCAGGGUUAACAUUGUGGAAAAAUAAGCGGCAAGUUGACAGAAGUGAAAGCGGAGAGCGGGUGGCGGCUGCCGCGGGCAGCGUUAACCCUCGUCGCGCUACGCACCUCCUGCUCUCUUAGCGCUAACUUGCCCCCUCUACCUUAUUCUACAGCGCUAGCUGGUUAGCGCAAAUAGUAAAUAUUAGCUUCUCGGGCGAGCUUUCUCGUUGUGGAUUGCUAAAAUGGCCACCAUGGAGAAGCUAAUGAAGGCCUUUGAGUCUCUGAAGUCAUUUCAACAACAGCAGGGACCACCGACAGCAGAGGAGCUCGUUCAGAGACAGUAAAAAAAAGGAGCAAGCUGCAACAAAGAAGGACAGAGUGACCCAUUGCCUGACGAUAUGUGAAAACAUUGUGGCUCAGUCUCUGAGAACAUCUCCAGAGUUUCAGAAACUGCUCGGGAUCGCAAUGGAGAUGUUUCUUCUCUGCAGCGAUGACAGUGAAUCAGAUGUCCGUAUGGUGGCUGAUGAGUGCCUGAACAAAAUCAUCAAAGCUCUGAUGGAUUCGAACUUGCCUAGACUGCAGCUGGAGCUGUACAAAGAAAUUAAAAAGAACGGUGCCUCACGGAGUCUGAGAGCAGCUUUGUGGAGGUUUGCUGAGCUCGCCCACCUCAUCCGACCCCAGAAAUGCAGACCUUACCUGGUCAACCUGCUGCCAUGCCUCAGUCGGAUCACCAAGCGUCAGGAGGAAACCGUGCAGGAGACGCUGGCUGCAGCAAUACCCAAAAUCAUGUCAGCGUUGGGAAACUUUGCUAACGAUGGCGAGAUUAAGGUGCUGCUGAAGUCGUUUGUUGCCAACCUGAAGUCCAGCUCUUCCACCAUCAGACGGACAGCGGCCAGCUGCGCCGUCUGCGUGUGCCAACACUCCAGACGCACAAGUUACUUCUACACAUGGCUCCUUAAUGUACUGCUGGGCCUGUUGCUUCCAGUCGAUGAUGAACACCCUAGUCAUCUUAUUUUGGGGGUGCUGCUAACUUUUCGCUACCUGAUGCCCCUGCUGCAACACCAAGUCAACACCAGCAGCCUCAAAGGGAGCUUUGGAGUGAUGAGGAAGGAGGCCGAUGUCCAGCCAACACCUGAGCAACUCCUACAGGUGUACGAACUGACGCUGCACUACACGCAGCAUUGGGAUCACAACGUGGUCACAGCCUCCCUGGAGCUCCUGCAGCAGAUGUUCAGGACUCCCCCGCCGGAGCUUCUGCACGUGCUCAUCACGGCCGGCAGCAUUCCUCACGCCACCGUGUUUCGUCAGGACACGGAGAGCCGCGCACGCUCGGGCAGCAUCCUGGAGCUCAUCGCGGGGGGAGGGUCUUCCUGCAGUCCUCUUCUUCUCAGGAAACAGAGAGGUAAAAUUCUUUCUGGAGAAGAGGAUGGGUUGGAGGACGAUCCCGAAAGAGCAGAAGUCAACGCUGGAGCCUUCACAGACGGCUCGUCUGCUGCUCAGGUCGACAUCAUCACAGAGCAGCCGCGCUCUUCGCAGCACACGCUGCAGCCUGGUGACUCUGUGGACCUCAGCGCCUCCUCUGAGCAGGGUGGCGGAGGCGGCACAUCCGCAUCAGGUACUCCCGAGUCACCCAAUGAAAACGAGGAGGAAAUGCUGAGUCGAAGUUCCAGCGGCGCCAACGUCACCCCGGAGACAGCCGACUACACAACACCAGAAAAUGCCACCCCUGAAGGCGGGGGGCCGCUCGGCGAAGGUGGGAUGGCGCUGGGCACUAAUGAUCGAUCGCUCCCACCAAGCGACUCCUCUCAGACGACCACAGAGGGACCGGAUUCGGCCGUGACACCUUCGGAUGUAGCAGAACUGGUCCUGGAUGGCAGCGAGAGCCAGUACUCCGGCAUGCAGAUAGGAACACUACAGGAUGAAGAAGAUGAAGGAGCAGCAUCUUCCUCCCAAGAAGAACCCUCAGAGCCGUUCUUGCAGUCGGCCCUCGCUCUGAGUAAGCCUCAUCUGUUUGAUGGCCGAGGUCACAAUCGGCAGGGUUCAGACAGCAGCGUGGACCGCUUCAUUCCCAAGGAUGAGCCUGCUGAACCCGAACCUGAUAAUAAACCGUCACGGAUAAAGGGUCCGAUUGGACACUACACAGACCAGGGGGCGGAGCCACUGGUUCACUGUGUGCGACUUCUUGCUGCUUCCUUUCUUCUCACAGGACACAAGAAUGGGUUGAUUCCUGAUAAAGAGGUUCGAGUGAGUGUGAAGGCGUUGGCGGUCAGCUGCGUAGGAACUGCAGCAGCGCUGCAUCCUGAAGCAUUCUUUAAUUCUCUCUACCUGGAGCCACUGGAUGGCGUCCCAGUUGCAGAGCAGCAAUAUAUUAGUGAUGUUCUGGGCCUCAUUGAACACGGAGACCCCCAGAUCAGAGGGGCCACAGCCAUCCUCUGUGGAGCCAUCAUCCAAGCUGCGCUUACCAAAACACGUUACAAUAUUCACACCUGGCUGGCCGGUGUGCAAAGUACAACAGGUAACCCUCUGUCCCUGGUGGAUUUGGUGCCUUUGCUCCAGAAAACUUUAAAAGACGAAUCCUCGGUCACCUGCAAGAUGGCGUGUGCUGCAGUCAGGCACUGCAUCAUGACGCUGUGCAGCAGUACGCUGAGUGAACUCGGGUUGCAGCUGGUGAUAGACCUUUUUGCUCUGCGGGAUUCUUCCUACUGGCUCGUUCGCACUGAGCUCCUGGAAACUCUGUCCGAGUUAGACUUCAGAUUAAUUAAUUUCUUGGAGAGAAAAACUGAAACUUUGCACAAAGGAGAUCAUCACUUCACUGGGCGAUUACGGAUUCAGGACAGAGUCCUGAAUGAUGUGGUGAUCUAUCUGUUGGGAGACGACGAUCCAAGAGUGCGACACGUGGCAGCCUCAGUUGUUAGCAGACUCAUUCCGAGAUUGUUCUUCGACUGUGACCAAGGCCAGGUAGAUCCAGUGGUGGCGAUCGCCCGGGACCAGAGUUCAGUCUACCUGCAGCUACUUAUGCAUGAGACACAACCCCCGUCCCAGUUCACAGUCAGUACAAUCACAAGGACUUAUCGAGGCUACAACUUUUCUAACUCUGUGUCCGAUGUCUCAUUGGAAAACAACCUGUCCAGAGUUGUUACUGCAGUCUCCCAUGCUUUCACAUCUUCCACCUCCAGAGCGCUAACUUUUGGCUGCUGUGAGGCCUUGUGUCUUCUAGCAUCAAAUUUUCCUGUUGGUACCUGGAGUACAGGCUGGCACUGUGGCUACGUUAGCUCUAGCAGCAACUUUUCUUCUCGUUCUAGUCUCAACCGCAGCAGAGGCAGGACACUCAGUUUGUCUCAGAGCAGCAACGCUCCAGCCUCUUUGGCCUCCUCCUCGUCUGCGCUGGAUUCUGAGCGGAAGGCGCUGACCGUGGGACCGGCCAACAUGGUGCUGUCCUUGCUGUCUUCUGCGUGGUUUCCUCUGGAUCUUGCUGCACACCAAGAUGCACUUGUGCUCUGUGGGAACCUGCUUGCAUCUGUGGCUCCUAAAUGCUUACGCAACCCCUGGGCUGGAGAGGAGGAAGGAAGCACUGGGAACACUGGUGCAGGCUCAAAUAAAACAGAGGAACCCUGGACAGCCCUGUCAGAGCGCUCCCUGGUGGCCAUGGUGGAACAGCUGUUUUCUCAUCUGCUAAAGGUUCUCAACAUCUGUGCGCACGUUCUGGACGACACGCCGCCAGGACCAGCGGCUAAGGCUGCUCUCCCCUCUCUGAGCAACACACCGUCCCUCAGUCCCAUCCGCAGAAAAGGGAAGGAGAAGGAGACGACCGAGGCCACCGCUGCGCCCAUGAGCCCAAAGAAGAGCAAUGAGAUCAACACAGCAGGCAGGCAGGCGGACAGCACCACUUCAGCAGCUGUGAACAAAUCCAUCACCCUGGGCAGCUUCUACCACCUGCCUCCCUAUCUCAAGCUCUACGAUGUCCUCAAAGCUACACACGCCAACUAUAAGGUGACGUUGGAUCUCUACAGUAGCCAGGAGAAGUUUGGAGGUUUUCUGCAUGCUGCCUUGGAUGUUUUGUCCCAGCUGCUGGAGCUGGCCACACUACAUGACAUCGGAAAGUGUGUAGAGGAAAUUCUGGGCUACCUGAAGUCCUGUUUCUCCAGAGAACCGACCAUGGCCACUGUUUGUGUGCAGCAGCUGUUGAAGACGCUGUUUGGGACCAACCUGGCUUCCCAGUAUGAAAGUGUGCUGAGUGGACCCAGCCGCUCCCAGGGCAAAGCUCUGCGCCUCGGCUCGUCUAGCCUGCGCCCUGGCCUCUACCACUACUGCUUCAUGGCUCCGUACACGCACUUCACCCAGGCUCUGGCUGAUGCCAGCCUCCGUAACAUGGUGCAGGCUGAACAGGAGCAAGAUACAUCGGGAUGGUUUGAUGUUAUGCAAAAAGCAUCCAAUCAGUUGAGAUCCAACAUCGCCAAUGCUACACGUCACAGAGGAGACAAGAAUGCUAUUCACAACCACAUCCGUCUGUUUGAGCCCCUUGUGAUCAAAGCUUUGAAGCAGUACACCACCAGUACCUCUGUGGCUCUGCAGAGACAGGUUCUGGACCUGCUGGCCCAGCUUGUGCAGCUCAGAGUCAAUUACUGCCUGCUGGACUCGGAUCAGGUCUUCAUAGGCUUUGUCCUGAAGCAGUUUGAAUAUAUUGAAGUGGGCCAGUUCAGGGAUUCUGAAGCCAUCAUCCCAAACAUCUUUUUCUUCCUGGUGCUGCUGUCUUACGAACGUUACCACUCCAAGCAGAUUAUCAGCAUCCCCAAGAUCAUCCAGCUGUGCGACGGCAUCAUGGCGAGCGGCAGGAAAGCGGUCACCCACGCCAUUCCCGCCUUGCAGCCUAUAGUUUAUGAUCUUUUUGUGCUGAGAGGCUCAAACAAAGCAGACGCAGGCAAAGAGCUGGACACUCAAAAGGAAGUGGUGGUGUCCAUGCUUCUCAGACUUGUGCAGUACCAUCAGGUGUUGGAGAUGUUCAUUCUCGUUCUGCAGCAGUGUCACAAAGAGAAUGAGGACAAAUGGAAGAGACUGUCCAGGCAGAUCGCAGAUGUUAUUCUUCCUAUGAUUGCGAAGCAGCAGAUGCUGCUGGACUCUCCAGAGGCGUUAGGAGUGUUGAACACCUUGUUUGAGACGGUGGCCCCCUCCUCUCUCAGACCAGUUGACAUGCUGCUGAAGAGCAUGUUCACUGUCCCUAUCACCAUGGCAUCUGUCGCUACAGUCCAGCUGUGGGUGUCUGGAAUCCUGGCAGUGCUCAGAGUACUCGUGUCCCAGUCCACUGAGGACAUCGUCUUGUCUCGGGUCUACGAGCUGUCUCUCUCCCCACACCUCCUGUCCUGCCACACAAUACGCCGCCUGCAUCAGCAGAACCCGUCCCCCAGCGACCCACCCGCCACUGACGCCAGCUGUGACCAGGAAGCCAACGAAGAUGCACAGAAGGCUCCACCUGAAGAAACCUUUGCAAGGUUCCUGCUACAGCUGGUCGGAGUGUUACUUGACGAUAUUUCUAGCAGACGGGUCAAAGUGGACAUUACGGAGCAACAGCACACCUUUUACUGCCAGCAGCUGGGAACGUUGCUCAUGUGUUUCAUUCAUAUUUUUAAAAGCGGAAUGUUUCGCAGGAUCACGGCUGCAGCCAGUCGGCUCCUGAAGGGCGAGGGCAGCGGACAGCCGGGUCCGGAGGCCGGCCUCUACUACCCUUUAGAGGGGCUGAACAGCAUGGUGCAGAGCCUCGUCACCACCCACCCGCCUUUGGUGCUGCUGUGGUGCCAGGUGCUUCUCAUCAUUAACUACACUAACUAUUCGUGGUGGGCCGAGGUUCAUCAGACUCCCAGAAGUCACAGCCUCUCAUGCACAAAGCUGCUAAGUCCACACUCCUCUGGUGAAGGACAAGAGGAAGAAAAACCAGAGUCCCGGUUAGCAAUGGUCAACAGGGAGAUUGUACGCAGGGGAGCUCUGAUUCUCUUCUGUGACUACGUGUGUCAGAAUCUCCACGACUCGGAGCAUUUGACCUGGCUGAUCGUCAACCAUGUGCGUGACCUCAUCAGUCUUUCCCAUGAGCCUCCAGUACAAGAUUUCAUCAGCGCUGUCCACCGCAACUCUGCCGCCAGCGGCCUCUUCAUUCAGGCGAUCCAGUCUCGAUGCGACAAUCUCCCCACUCCCACCAUGUUAAAGAAGACUUUACAGUGUUUGGAAGGCAUCCACUUGAGUCAGUCUGGUUCUCUGCUCAUGCUUUAUGUGGACAAGCUGCUCAACACGCCGUUCAGGGUUUUGGCUCGCAUGGUGGACACGCUGGCGUGCCGAAGAGUGGAAAUGUUGCUGGCUGAGACGCUGCAGAACAGCAUAGCCCAGCUGCCUGUGGAGGAACUGGAGAGAAUUCAGGAAUACCUCCAGACCAGCGGACUAGCUCAAAGGCAUCAGAGGUUCUACUCCCUGCUGGACAGGUUCAGAGCCACUGUUGCCGACACCAGCAGCCCAGCACCUCCAGUCACGUCCCACCCUCUGGAUGGGGACCCACCUAUAGCCCCUGAAAAGGUUGUUGCUGACAAGGAGUGGUAUGUUGCUCUGGUGAAGUCGCAGUGCUGUCUCCAUGGAGAUGUGUCCCUGCUCGAAACAACAGAGCUCCUCACUAAAUUACCUGCUGCUGAUCUUUUCUCUGUCAUGAGCUGCAAGGAUUUCAAUCUCAACUUGUUGUGUCCCUGCCUGGGUUUGGGGGUGCAGAGGUUAACCAGGGGCCAGGGAUCUCUGUUGUUGGAAACGGCCCUGCAGGUGACCCUCAAUCAGCUAGAAGAGGUUACGGGGUCACUUCCUGCCCCACACCAGUCCUUCCUGCCGCCACCUCACCCCCAGCCGUACUGGAACCAGCUGGGUGAUGUGUACGAUGAGCUGGGUUUCUACCCCAGGGUUCUGGCCCUCUGCAGAGCUUUGUCCCAGUAUCUGCUGAGUGUGAAUCAGCUGCCUUCAUCACUACAUAUUCCCUGCGACAAGGAGCACCUCAUCACCUCUUUCACCUGCAUGGCGGCUGAGGUGGUUGUGUGGCGGCUGCUUCAGGACCAGCUGCCCCUCAGCGUGGACCUGCAGUGGGCUCUGUCCUGCCUGUGCCUGGCCCUGCAGCAGCCCUGUGUGUGGAACAAGCUUUCUACAUUGGAGUACAAGACGUACACCUGCUCCCUCAUCUACUGUCUGCACCUUAUCAUUGCUGCUGUGGCUGUUCAUCCUGGUGACCGGCUGCUGCAUCCAGAGAAGAAAAAGUCUCGAGGAGAAAAAGACGGUGAAGAUCAGCUGGACUCGGCUCUUCUCAACAACCAAUGCGAGUGGCAAGCAUGUGAGAUCAUGGCAGAACUGGUGGAAGGACUGCAGAGCAUCCUCUCCUUGGGUCACCCGAGGAACUGUGCGUUUCCAGUUUUCCUCACGCCGACGUUGCGAAACAUCGUCAUCAGUAUUUCACGCCUGCCUCUGGUCAACAGCUACACCAGAGUACCUCCACUGGUUUGGAAACUGGGCUGGUCCCCACAACCAGGUGGAGAAUUUGGCACAACGCUGCCUGAGAUCCCUGUUGACUUCCUGCAGGAAAAGGACGUCUUCAGGGAAUUCCUUUAUCGCAUCAACACAUUGGGCUGGAGCAAUAGGACUCAGUUUGAGGAAACCUGGGCCACUCUGCUGGGGGUGCUGGUCACUCAACCAAUCACAAUGGACCAGGAGGAAGAGACUCAACAAGAGGAGGACCUGGAGCGUACCCAGUUAAACGUGUUAGCAGUGCAGGCCAUCACCAGCUUGGUGCUGAGUGCCAUGACCCUGCCCACUGCUGGCAACCCUGCAGUCAGCUGUCUGGAACAGCAGCCCCGAAACAAAAGUCUUAAAGCUCUGGAAACACGGUUUGGAAGGAAACUCGCUGUGAUUCGGGGUGAAGUGGAGCGAGAAAUUCAGGCUCUAGUGUCAAAGAGGGACAACGUCAGUACACACCACCCGUACCACGCCUGGGACCCUGUGCCCUCACUUUCAGCUGCUUCUGCAGGUACGCUGAUCAGCCAUGAAAAGUUACUGCUUCAGAUCAACACAGAGAGGGAGUUGGGCAACAUGGAUUACAAACUGGGGCAGGUCUCCAUCCAUUCAGUCUGGUUAGGUAAUAACAUCACUCCUCUUAGGGAGGAAGAAUGGGGUGAGGAUGAAGAAGACGAAGCAGACACUCCGGUGCCAACCUCCCCACCUGUAUCGCCUAUAAAUUCAAGGAAGCACCGUGCAGGUGUAGAUAUUCAUUCAUGUUCCCAGUUUCUUCUGGAGCUCUACAGCCAGUGGUUGAUCCCAGGCUCUCCCAGCAACAGGAGGACGCCCACCAUCCUCCUCAGUGAAGUGGUCCGAUCGCUGCUGGCGGUGUCGGACUUGUUCACAGAGAGGAACCAGUUUGACAUGAUGUUCUCCACCCUGCUGGAGCUUCAGAAGCUUCACCCGCCCGAAGACGAGAUCCUGAAUCAGUACCUGGUGCCCGCCAUCUGUAAGGCUGCUGCCGUGCUGGGCAUGGACAAAGCAAUAGCUGAGCCGGUGUGUCGCCUGCUGGAGACGACGCUGCGCAGCACCCACCUGCCCAGCCGCAUGGGGGCUCUACACGGGGUGCUCUAUGUGUUGGAGUGUGACCUGCUGGAUGACACGGCUAAACAGCUCAUCCCCACAGUCUCUGAGUACCUUCUGUCAAACCUCAAGGCCAUUGCUCACUGUGUGAACCUGCAUAACCAGCAGCAUGUGUUGGUGAUGUGUGCAGUGGCCUUCUACAUGAUGGAGAACUACCCUCUGGAUGUUGGAGCUGAGUUUAUGGCUACAGUUAUACAACUCUGUGGUGUGAUGGUGUCAGCCAGCGAGGACUCCACUCCCUCCAUCAUCUAUCACUGCGUUCUGCGCGGACUGGAGCGCCUCCUGCUGUCGGAGCAGCUGUCCCGCGUCGAUGGAGAAGCUCUGGUCAAGCUCAGCGUGGAUCGAGUCAACAUGCCGUCACCUCACCGAGCCAUGGCCGCCCUGGGCCUCAUGCUCACCUGCAUGUACACCGCGGUGCUCGCAUCCUGUUCAGAUGCGACAGGGGUUAGAGGUCAGGUUGACUCUGUUGCGGAGGCGGUUGGCGUCACGGCGGGUCAUGUUGGUUUCUCCUCAGGCAAGGAGAAAGCCAGCCCUGCCAGCCGCCCCGCCCACUCUGACCCGCAGGCCCCGGACAGCGAGUCGGUCAUUGUCGCCAUGGAGAGGGUCUCCGUGCUCUUCGACAGGAUCAGGAAGGGUUUGCCCAGCGAGGCUCGGGUCGUGUCGAGGAUUCUGCCCCAGUUUCUGGACGACUUCUUUCCUCCACAGGACGUCAUGAACAAAGUCAUCGGAGAGUUCCUGUCCAAUCAGCAGCCGUACCCACAAUUCAUGGCCACUGUUGUCUACAAGGUUUUCCAGACGCUCCACGCCACGGGCCAGUCUUCCAUGGUACGCGACUGGGUGCUGCUGUCUUUGUCCAACUUCACUCAGAGGACACCAGUAGCCAUGGCCAUGUGGAGCCUGUCCUGCUUCUUUGUCUCUGCUUCCACCUCCCAGUGGAUCUCUGCCCUUCUUCCACAUGUGAUCAGCCGGAUGGGGUCCAGUGAGACGGUGGACGUCAAUCUGUUCUGCCUGGUCGCCAUGGAUUUCUAUCGGCACCAGAUCGACGAGGAGCUGGACCGCAGGGCCUUUCAGUCGGUGUUUGAGACGGUGGCAUCGCCGGGGAGCCCCUACCACCAGCUGCUGGGCUGUCUGCAGUCCAUCCACCAGGAAGCAUCGCUCUGAAGGGCAGCACGCCGAGGCAGACAGUCAGGCGCAGAGAGAAGGCCGAGUAGGCAAAGUGAAUUAGAGAGAUGAGUAAUUGAAUCUGCAUGUUCGGCUCCCUGAUAAAUUGCGGUGGUGGGAAAGAACAGGAUGUUUAUCCAACCUGAGCUACUGAAGCCUCAUUUCUCUCUCCCCGCUUUCAGCUUUGAAAAAUGUAAACCACUGAACCCACAAGUGCGAGCUCAGUGGCGUUCGGGUGCGUAAGAAUGAAGAACGAGACUUUAGGUCUGUUAAAUGUACAUAAUGCUGAAUUCUGGAAGAGGAAGCCCCUGACUAGAUGUGAAGGACGCGGGUUGAAGCUCUGGCAGAUUCCUCCCCACACAGCAGCACCUUUUUCUUUAAAAACAAACAGAAGAUAAUGUAAAUCAAAUACAAAACGGCUUUGUUUCUUUGCUCUUAGGACUUGCUUAAGUAUUGUGAUGUCAGUAAAGUUAAAUAGAGACAAAGUAUUUGCUAUAUUUAAAGUUUCAAUGCAUCUAUUUUUCAGUGAAUUUUGGUAAAAAGUGCUUAGUUGGGACUUUAAAAAUGAGGCUGACACACAAGGGUCAGAGACGUCUGCUUAAUGUUGUUAAAAAUUCUAUAUUUGAGUUGUGUGUUUGUGUUUAUCCAGACAUGCAGAAAGCAAAAAGAUAAAUAGUUUCUAUGUAAGAUUGCUAAUCAUUGUGUCCUGUUCUCCCUCGCCCUCUCGUUAUAUCGAAGCGGGGAACUCAAGACGUACUUCUCACUGCAGAAAGUGUAACUUAUUUCAGCAAGAGGCCAUACCUACUCUGGAUGGUUCACAUAGAGUCAAAAAGUGAAACGGGUAAAUGCCGGGCAUAAUUUAAGGUCAGGUUUUGUGAAAGUGGUCUCAUUUUAAUAGUUUAAAUCCCCCCAAUUUAUGUCGUUAAACUGUUCAGUAAGAAAAAUACCAAAAUCCUUUCUUGCCUCUUUUUUUAAAAAAAAAAUCCAGUUGCAGGUGGGUGUAAAGAAUUUCUUCUUAUGAUUUUAUGAAUUCACUAAAAUCUAUCAACUUUUUUUUUUAUUAACUGCAGAUCUGAAUGAUUCCACCUGUCCAAUUACUUCUACUUUUUUAAGUCUCAGGAUGUUGGGUGUGACUUUAUUAUUGUCAUUAAACUGGAAGUAGUUUUCAGUCUUACAUGGAGCUAUCUUCUUAUUAUGUUAAAAAAAAAAAGAGAAAAAAGAUAUAUGUAAAAAAAAAAAAAAAAUCAACUGUACAUUAAUCUGAAAGCCAUGGUGCAUGAUAAAAAAUAAGAACUAUGUAAAGAUGUGUGUCCACACUGUCUCAACACAGCACACAAAAUAUAAUGUAAAAGUCAGUGAAUGCAGAAAACAUACAAGCUUAUUAAAGACUUCAAGCUGCCUGUGACUGUGCUCUGUAGAUACACUUGCCUUAGACGAGACUCAACGUGUCCUGUGCACUGACUGCAUGCUAACGUUACUGCUGUGUUUAAUGUUGUAUUUUUGUGGAUAUCGUUGAGUGGAAGAGAUGCAACACAAUCCAAAGGGGACCUCAGAGGCCGACAGCAGCUUCGACAAAUCAAAAGAAAAGUGUAGCAAUGCCACAUGAACACAGUUUUCUUUAUUUUUCAAGCUUUAAAUAUUUUGUCUCUGACAUAAAUAUUACACCAAUAUCAACCACACUCGACACUUACGGUAAAAACUUGAAGUUGUGUACAUGUUCAUUGCUUCCCCCCCUCCCCCUUAUGCACUUAAUAAAAGAUCCUAGCCAUUUCCAACCUUGA
Xiphophorus couchianus (Monterrey platyfish) is the source of this 11655-nucleotide messenger RNA. RefSeq names its product huntingtin (gene htt). The record is from RefSeq and is a predicted model, not a curated record. The coding region runs from base 533 to 9874 and encodes 3113 amino acids. Lineage: Eukaryota; Metazoa; Chordata; Actinopteri; Cyprinodontiformes; Poeciliidae. Gene Ontology annotation, cellular component: nucleus; cytoplasm. The transcript has 67 exons.